Molecule: messenger RNA, 1098 nt
Organism: Dimorphilus gyrociliatus
Lineage: Eukaryota; Metazoa; Annelida; Polychaeta; Dinophilidae
Source: the annotation of a GenBank genome assembly
AUUGCUAAUUUGCAUAAGUAAGGUAGAGCAGUGUUUUAUACAGUUAUUAAUCAAUUUUAACAAGUAUAUAAAGUGAAAAACAUUAAAUAAUAAUCGAUAUUUUAAUCAUAUUCUUAAAUUUUAUGUGAGUUUGUAUUGAAAAAUCGUCUAUUUUACGAAUGGAAAAAGCAACGGAAAUUUACACUGGCAAAACCCUCCACCCCCAUUCUUGAACUGAUCGUCAAGCAGUCAGCUGAUUAUCGGUUAUAGACUGCAUUUCGCUGGUUUUCACCCUCCUAACUGUACGGUUUUGGUAGGAACUCAAAAUCAGUUCAUUUGGAUCAUCUUGGCAGUCCAUUUGUUCGAUAUACACAUCUAAAUCGAAAGUAUUUGGUGAGAAAACGGUCGAAAUAAGGAAAAUAUUUUUCAGUUUCUUUGUCGGCAAAAUUUUUCUAAGAAAUUACUUAGUCGAGUUACGAUAUUAUGGCUUUAUAUUCGAACAAAAACCUAAAUUGCUACGAUUCCGAUGGACUUCCAGCUUUAAAAAGAAUCAAGUGGUCCUUAAAGACCUUUUUCUCUCCUAGUCAAUCCGAUUCAGGGAUGAAUAUUUUCGAGCAGUGCCUACCCACGGGCACAAAAUAUUCAACAUUAUCGGAUGAAUUACAAAUGGGGUACGAUUUUUAUAAAGUCAGCUUUAGAGACGGGUUAGACAAAGCGCAUUGUGAUCUUGUAGAAAAUCGUGUCCGAAUGGCAGUGAGAGGCGAAGAAAAGAAACAUAUAAAAAAAUUACAAGUUAGAAAAGGAGAAUUGUCUCGUGCAGUUGCCGAUAUAGUUCGUCUCUCUGAACACGAGCCUUAUGGUUUACGGGGUUGUACCCUUCGCAUUUUCGUUCAACGUUCCGAUAGAUCUGUGUUAUCAUUUGGUGCUAUUCAAUUUGACGACGAUACUGUUUCAACUUUUGAGCUGCAUUUAAUGUUGUUCGAACAAUCGAAGUGGCAAGGUAUUUCGAACGCCAUCCGUCCGUUUGUUAACAUUGUUCGCUCAAAACCGUUGCCAGAAAAUGUUUUUAUAGCUUCUGGUUUUACUCUUGUUCGUCAUAAACUGUAUGGACAGUUUUGA